Molecule: messenger RNA, 2793 nt
Organism: Belonocnema kinseyi
Lineage: Eukaryota; Metazoa; Arthropoda; Insecta; Hymenoptera; Cynipidae
Gene: Lerp
Product: cation-independent mannose-6-phosphate receptor
Exons: 15
Coding region: 356-2587 (743 amino acids)
Biological process (GO): lysosomal transport
Molecular function (GO): signaling receptor activity; D-mannose binding
Source: RefSeq, a predicted model, not a curated record
CCGAAGUUUCGAAGAACGUGUUUGUUUAUUAAAAUCGCCUCGUGAUUAUUUCACUCCAUUUAUAUCUUAGAUAAUCUUGAAUAAUCCCUUUAUCGAUGAAUUUGAUAUUUUACGUUUCUUCGGCAUGAGUUAAUCGGGCUUUGAACUGUUUUGUUCGUGUUUUUUUUUCAAUUGGUGAUUGAGAAUUUCAACAGCAAGUGGAAUCUCCUUGGCGCCGAAACGACAAGGUUCCACGAAUUCGCCGGGUAUUGUGAUAGCGCUCAAAAUUAUCAAUGCUUGAAUAGUCGCGUUUGUUAUGUCUGGCAUGUUUGCCGAGUUACACUGCGGUAAAAUCGGCUCUUCGUGAAAAAUCAAAAUGAAAAGAUCCUGGGUAUUCGUGUUCAUGCUAUGUUGUCCCGUAAUUUUGAACGCACUAAUGUUAGGACCAUCCAGUCAAAACCUGAAGCGGAUAAAGAGAGAUGUUUGUAUCGUUGAAGAAAACGAAAAGCAAAUGACUACAUUUAAUUUCACAAACCUUUUAAAUGUAGCUGAUGAUUAUAUUAUCGCACGAAACGAUACCGAUGGAGGUUCAGUUUAUGUACAAUUGUGCAGUUCACUGAAAAAUAAGUGCAACGGUCAAACUGGUUACAGUAUUUGUUUAAAGAAGAAAAAUAAAGAAAUAGGUAUUGGAAAAUCGCCACCUCAGGUUGAAUUCAAGUCUGCUAGAAUAACUUUCCGUUUUAUUGGCGAUAAAUGCAAUAGCACCUCUAACUAUUCAACUAUUAUUAUAAUGAAGUGUGAUUAUAAUGCGUCUGGAAAUAACUCAUUUCCAAUAAUCAUUCCACACGCUGAGGAUCAAUGUGAUAUUUAUCUAAUUUGGAGUACUGUUUAUGCAUGUGGUCCUAGACACAGAACCAGCUGUUCUGUGGCGGACGACAGUGGCCACGAAUACGAUCUUUCCCCUUUAACACAGUAUUCAGAAAAUUAUGAAGUCCCUAUGAAUAAAUCUAAAAUUAUAUUAAACGUAUGUCAUUCAGUGAUAUAUGGACAUGGUGCUGCGUGCAAGCAAAAAGCGGCAUCUUGUUUUCAAGACUCUAAUGCAAAUAACAGUUUCAUUGAUAUAGGCGAGGUAGAGCAGCCUCCAUACAUCGACAGCGCUGACGGGAUUUUAAAGAUUGAAUAUAACAACGGGGAUAUCUGUACUGCUGUUCUUGGAUCUGUUCCACAUAUAAAAACUGUUAUAUUCUUCAUUUGUGAUCCUACGGGGGUGAAUACCUCUCCAAGUUACAUGUAUGGAGGUGAAAUCUGCGCCUAUCACUUGGAAUGGAAGACGUCACUCGCAUGCAAAGAACCUUUGAAAGAUAAGACUUUGAUAUCUCUAACUCAGACACCAGUUCCUAUGCCUACCACUCCGAUGACAAAAUCAACACCAGUAAUCAAAUCUACAACAAAUUCUCAGAUUAAGUGCGCUACAGAAAAUGACGAAAUUAAUUUGGCUGGGCUAAUUCGCUCUAACAACGAUUAUAUCGUGAAAACUGGUGACACAGAAUUUCGUAUAAACGUCUGCAAUCCUCUAGUCUACACAGAAAAUUUAACUGCUUGUCGUGGUGGUUCAGCUUGUAAGAUUCCCAAUCGAGGAGAUACACAGGGAAUUAGUUUAGGAAAACUGGAAGGAAGACCGGUUAUCGAUAAAAACCGAAACGUGGUUUUGCAAUAUAAGGGUGGUUCUCCUUGUGUAGAAAAUCAAGGCGAGUCAAUAUCAUCCAAUGUGACUUUUGUCUGUAAUUAUUAUGGCGUUGAUACGGGUCGUCCGGAGUUUUUGAAAUACACAGACUGUACCUAUUUAUUCAGAUGGGAAACUAGAUUCGUUUGUGGUGCAGUUGUAGGCAAUUAUUACAACAAUUGCACGAUUAGCAAUCCACUCUCUCAAACCAUUGAUCUUUCCUCGCUAAAAAAAGAAACUUUCUACAAGAAAAACAACCAAGGCAAAAGUUACAGUAUAAGCAUGUGCGGAGGAAAAAAUAUCUGUAAUAAUUCGACGAUUUGUCUCGAUGAGAAGGGUUAUGGAUCCUCGGUGAACGUCGUGUAUCAAUAUCCUAAAUAUUCUGUGAAACUGAAUUACACAAAGGGGAACAAGUGUUCAAACGGUACCUUGAACUCAGAAAUCCAGCUCAUUUGCAAUUCUACGGCUGGAGUGGGAACGCCUGAACUAACUCGGGAAUCCGAGUGUAGUGUCCACUUCGAAUGGCAAACAAAUGUGAUUUGCAAAUCGCAGAUGAAUACUCCGACGAAAAAUCCAGCUGCCUCUGGUGAAACGAAAGAUGUGGAAGCACAGAAAGAAAUUUCAUCAAAGCCUGGUUUACUUUUAGUGUACUUCUACUACUUCACCGUAAUGGGUCUAACCAUCGCGAUUCUACUACUCUUUCGCAACCCUGCUAGGCGAGCUCGAUGCUAUCGCAUUUUUUCAAAUCCAUGUUCAUCAUCGAGCAAUGAUCGGGUGAAGUAUUGUAGGGUGAAUACUACUGAAGAAGCUCGUUUAUUAUUAGACACCCACGAUUCAACAACAGUUUGUCAGUCAGAUAGUGACGAUGAUUUAUUGGGCGUCUAGUUAAAUUCGAGACAAUGGAACGCAUUUUUCUCACACAUAAACCAUCGGUUUCAUCUCAAAAAUGCAGAUCUAUGGUUUACGCCGACUGACUCAAUUCUCUCUGGUGCGAUCAACUUAAAUGUACUUACUAAAAGCUGUAAAUAUUUCUAUAAUAUAUUAUGUGUAUAGUAUAUAAAAUAUUAUAUUUAAAAAUAAGAAACUUUCAA